Wasmannia auropunctata (little fire ant) is the source of this 619-nucleotide messenger RNA. RefSeq names its product zinc carboxypeptidase A 1-like. The transcript is spliced from 3 exons. NCBI's taxonomy places the organism in Eukaryota, Metazoa, Arthropoda, Insecta, Hymenoptera, Formicidae. Gene Ontology annotation, molecular function: metallocarboxypeptidase activity; zinc ion binding. The record is from RefSeq and is a predicted model, not a curated record. The annotation marks the transcript as partial. Gene Ontology annotation, biological process: proteolysis.
UGCAACUUUGGUGCCGUGUGCAACUACGUAUUUAAGUCAAUGAACAUCAUAACAUCGGUAAUUGCCAGUACUUCCAUUUUAUAGGAAGGAAACUGUGAUCAUCAUGUGGAAGAUAAUAAUAUUAUGCACGAUCGUGGGCCUGGUGGCCGCCGAGCAGGCUACUUUUGACAAUUACAAGGUCUUUAGAAUUGCUACAACUACAAAGAAGCAGGCUGAAUUGCUCAGCCAGUUGGGAGAUGUUCCUGAUGGAUUUUCCUUCUGGCAACCACCGUCCGUGAAUAAACAAACGGAACUUAUGGUUGCCCCGCACAAGCUGCCUGAAUUCUACGAAAUAAUGGCGCAGAUUCAAGCACCCUAUGAAGUUUAUAUUGAGAAUGUUCAGGCAUUAAUCAAUCGGGCAGCGCCGAGGGUUGCAGUGACGACAUUUGAUUUUAAAAACUAUCACACUCUCGACGUAAUUUAUAAGAAUCUAGAUGACUUGGCAAAGCAAUAUCCCGAUAAAGUACAAACUGUCGUGGGCGGCAAGACGUAUGAGGGACGUCCAAUCAAAGGCGUCAAGGUUUCCUUUAAACCCAACAAUCCUGGAAUAUUUAUCGAGGGUGGCAUUCAUGCCAGGGAA